AGGAAAUAAUAAAAUAAGUUAAAAUUAAAAUUGCAGUAGAAUUAAGUAUGUCAACGAGUAAUACGGAUACCGGUGAUACGGUAAAUAUAACAACAACAGAACUACAACAAAUAUGGACAACAAUGUAGUAAACGAAGGACAGUUAGCCAUACAAAUGAGCCAAGAUGAACCAGCACCACGUGAAGCUUUGAUAACAACUGCUGUUAAUUUUCUUAACAAUGCCAAAGUACGCCAUACUACACUGUCGCAAAAACAACAGUUUCUAAGGUCCAAAGGUCUUACCUCGACCGAAAUACAAAUAGCCUGUGAAAGGGCGGGGGUAUUUAGUCAGGAUCCUAAUGCUCCUACAGUUAUAAAGGGCAUAAAUGCUACCCAGACGCAUGCUCAAUUGGCUUUGCAGCAGCCUAAGCCUACAGCUUUGCAACGUCUCAAGGAAGUUUUACAUUCCAUGGCGUUGUUAGGGGGAGUAGCUUAUGCCAUAUCCAUGUUUUGGAAGGUGAGUGAAUAUCUGAACUAAAUUUCUGGCUAAUACUUAAUAUUUAUAAAAUUUAUAGAAAUUCCUGCAAACCUUUUGUUUGGUGGCAAAAAGAAGAAAUCCGUGGAUGAUGCCUUAAAUGAAAUCGACAAAAAGGUCGAUACCCGACUGGCAGAGGUUAAAACAGAACUGACACAGGUCAAGGAAAGCUUGGCCCGCGAACAACGCGAUCAAACUCAGCAAUUUAUGCGUGAAUUUAAUCAAUUUAAAAGUGAUUCUAGAGGCUAUUAAGGGAUUACUCUUAAUCGCAAACAAUUUCCAUCGCCUUUGACAGCCACUGUGGGGGCUCCCUCUAUACCAGCUUGGCAAUUGUCUUCUCCUCCCCUCGGCGCAUUUACGCAAUAGCCAAUCGAUGAUGAAAUAGCUAAUGAUACUGGCUCUGGUUCGGGUUCAUCGGAAACAGAGGUCGUUACCAAAAAUAGUGAUUCCAGUUUAGAAAUUAUGUAAAAUGAAGAAAAAGCUUUAUGCCUCUUACUUAA
This is a messenger RNA of Lucilia sericata (common green bottle fly), 1014 nucleotides long. It is a transcript of the gene Pex14, whose product is annotated as peroxisomal membrane protein PEX14. Gene Ontology annotation, cellular component: peroxisomal importomer complex; peroxisomal membrane. Lineage: Eukaryota; Metazoa; Arthropoda; Insecta; Diptera; Calliphoridae. Gene Ontology annotation, molecular function: signaling receptor binding. Gene Ontology annotation, biological process: protein import into peroxisome matrix, docking. The record is from RefSeq and is a predicted model, not a curated record.